Molecule: messenger RNA, 3176 nt
Organism: Thrips palmi
Lineage: Eukaryota; Metazoa; Arthropoda; Insecta; Thysanoptera; Thripidae
Product: cytochrome P450 307a1-like
Exons: 5
Coding region: 270-1820 (516 amino acids)
Molecular function (GO): monooxygenase activity; iron ion binding; oxidoreductase activity, acting on paired donors, with incorporation or reduction of molecular oxygen
Source: RefSeq, a predicted model, not a curated record
GCCUCUAGCUGUCCAGAACUCCUGGCACCGCAGAGAUUCUCAUACCUCUCGCUCAGCUCACACACAAAAAAAAUCACAAACAUCUCGGACUAACACCACAAGCAAAAUUCACCCACACAAACAACCGAAACUCGCCCUAAAGAAGACCGAAACCAACUCAUCGAACGAAGAUAUCAAUCAAGAAACAACAACAGUGGUUCCCAAAGUGUGCUGAUAAGAAAAUUUCCCCCUUAUUUCUCCGUGUCAAAGAAAGUCAAAUUCACAUCGAAAUGGAGUCCCUGUUCGCCGUGAGCGCCUCCACCUCCCUCCUGCUGUGCGCCGCCGUCGUGGUGGUCGCCCUGUUCCUGGCCGACCGUGCGCGCCAGGCGCGCGCCGCCGCCAAGGCGAAGCUCCUCGAGGCGGAGUACGGCGACGAGCUGCAGCCGCCACCGGGCCCCCACGCCUGGCCCGUCAUCGGCAACCUCCACCUGCUGGCCGGGUACGCCGUGCCCUACCAGGCGUUCGGCGACCUGGCCCAGCGCUACGGCAGCGUGUUCAAGCUGAGCCUCGGCAGCGUGCCCUGCGUCGUCGUCAACGGCCUGGCCAACAUCAAGGAGGUCCUCGUCGCCAAGGGCGCCCAGUUCGACGGCCGCCCCAACUUCCGCCGCUACCACGAGCUCUUCUGCGGCGACAAGGAGAACUCGCUGGCGUUCUGCGACUGGUCCUCGGUGCAGAAGGCGCGUCGCGAGAUGCUGCGCGCGCACACCUUCCCGCGCGCCAUGUCCUCGCGCUGGACGCAGCUGGACUCGCUGCUGGCCACCGAGUUGGACGCGGUGCGCGGCUCGCUGGCCGCGGCCGGCCCCGGCGCCGCCGUCGAGGCCAAGCCCCUGCUGCUCGCCGCCUGCGCCAACGUCUUCACGUCCUACUUCUGCACCAAGCGCUUCCAGCCCGACAACGCCAACUUCCAGAACCUCGUGCGCAACUUCGACCGCAUCUUCUACGAGGUGAACCAGGGCUACGCCGCCGACUUCCUUCCCUGGCUGCUGCCCCUGCACUCCCGCCACCUGUCCCAGCUGUCCGGCUGGAGCCACAAGAUCCGCGACUUCAUGACGGAGUGCAUCGUCCAGGACCGCCUGGACUCGUGGGAGCAGGCGCGCGUCCCGGAGCACGACCAGGACUACGUGGACGAGCUGAUCGGCCACGUGCGCGGCAACGCCGAGCCCGCCAUGACCUGGGACACGGCCAUGUUCGCGCUGGAGGACAUCGUGGGCGGCCACUCGGCCGUCGGCAACCUGCUGGUCAAGGUGCUGGCGUACGUGGCGACCCACCCCGAGGUCCAGGACCGCGUCCACGAGGAGGCCGUGCGCGCCGGCGUGUCGCCCGGCAAGGGCGUCACCCUGGCGGACCGCACGCUCAUGCCGUACACCGAGGGCGUCAUCCUGGAGUCAAUCCGCCUGAUCGCGUCGCCCAUCGUGCCGCACGUCGCCAACCAGGACGCCAGCAUUGCCGGACACAAAGUGGAGAAGGACACCCUCAUCUUCCUCAACAACUACGAGCUCAACAUGUCACCUGCGCUGUGGGACAAGCCCGAGGACUUCAUGCCCGAGCGCUUCGUGUCCCCCGAGGGCCGCCUGUCCAAGCCCGAGCACUUCCUGCCCUUCGGCGGCGGCCGCCGGUCCUGCAUGGGCUACAAGAUGGUGCAGUACGUGUCCUUCGCCACGGUCGCCAACCUCCUCAACGAGUACAGAAUCCUACCAGUGCAGGGCCGCGACUACACCGUGCCCAUCGGCAACCUCGCCCUGCCCUGGGACUCGUUCCAGUUCCACUUCGAGCGGCGGUAGUUCCGUUUAGGCCUUUAUUUAAUGCAAAUUCAAAUAGCGAGGAGGGGAAUUAAUUUAUGAAUUGAGGGGAGAAGGACUUCUUCGGAGAAGUUCGCCAUGCCACAGAAGUACUGGUCUUUUUCCUUUUUUAAUUUUCACAUCAGUGUUAUUUUCCAUGAUUUGAAUUAAUCACUGGCAGCCAGGUUGCCCGCGAGUAACGAAUUUAACCGGUGUAUAAUCAAACACAAUUGGCGACUGGUCUGUAUAAGUUCGCGCCAGUCAUUAUUAUUUCGUUUUGUUUCCUUCAGUUGAAGUUGUUAUUUAUUUCUCGUAAACAGUUGGGCUGCGACAGGAUGAAGUCUCUGCCUUGCAGUGUGGAGAGGCCUUUUGAAAAAGUGUCAUGAAAAAUUGGUUCAAAUGUUUAUCCAUUAUGGGCAAAAAAAUAUCUAUACAGAAGCAAAAGUUGGGGCUAAAAAAAAAUAAUUUGUUUUGGUAGGGAGGGGAAGGGAGGGACUCUUGGGCGCUAUCAGGCGUUCUCAAGCUCUUUUUUAAUCGGAAGGUUCCGUCAAAUUUCAGACAACCUUUAUGUUGUCCUACUCAACCCGAAGGGGAACCAGCUUCGGCUUUUUCGGCACGAGGUCAAAAUUCGACAUGCGUAGUGGAAUGGCAUGUACCGGACUGACAAGGGGAGACGGUAGGGUCGUAAUUUGAAAGGCCCGAAGUCGGUGGUAAAUGGUAUCGAUCCCCGAUUGACUGAAUAAGACAUUCUUGGACUGCUUGUUGAGGCUGACAACGAUUGCCAAAGAUAAUGACCAUCUGGACGUUGAGAAAGUAUCGGAAAUAAUGUUGUAAAUUAAAAAUUUAUGCUCUCACAACUCCAGUUUUUUUUUUUGUAAAAGGUAUUUUUCAUUGAUGUUCUGUUGAGCAAGUGACGCGUCAAACGAGAACAAGCGUGCCACAGACCGUGCACACAAUCGAGUCUUUUUUUAUAUCUCGUAACAUAUUAGUAUUUAUUUUGAAAUCGCUGUUGGACUUAUAACGGCGUAUCAAUCUGACAAGCAACAAAAGGCAGGAACUGAAUUGAGCCUUUACGGAAAAGUUGAAUUAAAGUCAAACAGCUCCAUCAAUAUUUUAGUGAAAAACAAAAUGAUUCUUUCCUUGUUUGUAGAUUUCCGACAACAACUUGUUUUGGCUCAUUGUAACAAAACUCUCAUUUUAAGAAAGGUUUGAAAUGAAAAUUCUCUGUUUUGCAACUCCGCUGGAGUUUUGCGUGUAUCAAUACACGGAGUGCUUCCUUCAGAGCAUUAUGACUACAUGUGACGGAGGUCCGUCGGCCUCGCAAACCAUAUUGCGCUACGAAUAAAGAUAUUGAAUAUA